CAUGAACAAUUUGUGGCAAUAUAUUUGAAGACCAUGCAUGCAUCAAGCAAGCAAGCCAUCGUUGAGUUUAGUAUGUCAAAAACUCGUCCCUCGUACAGCACCUUACCGAGAUCCAGCACCAGACAAACCAUUGUCGAGAGUAAGAAAAGAUUGCUGUCGAAGAUCUCUGUUCUCGGUUUACUAGGGAGUCGUGUGUUCUUUCAUAAACGUGGAGAUCGGGUGAAGAUCCCGAGAUAUCAAAACACCUAUCGUCUCGAACCAUUUCACGCCUUCCAUGCACACGACGUUGAUAUUCUUGUGAAAAAUAUCAUGGAGAGGAAACUGGAGACAGUGACCUCGUACGAUCCGAAUCAGACGUCCAAAUGGUGCAUGGACAUUGGAACCGAUAUACAAAAAGCAAUCUUCAAGAAGGAUUACGACAGGUACAAAAUAGUGACGCAGGUGGGUAUUAUACAACGUCUUGAUCAAAGCAUUCACACGAGCUUCCAGUGUCUCUGGGACGUGGAACGUGACAAUUAUUCCUAUUAUGUUUAUGAGAACAACCACAUAUACGCGUGGUGUAGCGUUUUCGGUAUAUAUUACGAGUAAAUUAUACCUUGCCUUCUAUUCUUUUUCUAUCAAUUAUACACACGAGUUAUCCAUCGGUGCAAGAUAAAAGAAUUAUAUUGCAACAUCAACGAGAGUUUUAUUAAUAAAAAAAAAAAA
This is a messenger RNA of Osmia lignaria (orchard mason bee), 705 nucleotides long. RefSeq lists its product as uncharacterized. The record is from RefSeq and is a predicted model, not a curated record. Lineage: Eukaryota; Metazoa; Arthropoda; Insecta; Hymenoptera; Megachilidae.